This is a messenger RNA of Sesamum indicum (sesame), 2042 nucleotides long. Its product is annotated as pyruvate kinase 1, cytosolic. Gene Ontology annotation, molecular function: pyruvate kinase activity; potassium ion binding; magnesium ion binding. Gene Ontology annotation, biological process: glycolytic process. The record is from RefSeq and is a predicted model, not a curated record. Lineage: Eukaryota; Viridiplantae; Streptophyta; Magnoliopsida; Lamiales; Pedaliaceae.
GAAGUAUUGGUUAAUCCGUUGAAGCACGCUCACUGACUUUGACGGGGACAGCACAUUGAUUUGGUUGGAAGAGGGAAACAGUAGCAGUAAAUGGGAAGCAAAAAUUGUUCUUUUCCUUACUCUGUCAUCGCUGUUUCCCAGCUACCCUCAUAACCAUUCCCACAUUUUAUCCACAGAGAAAUUCACUCUCCACUGUGUGUUUGUGCGUGAAAAUGGUGUCCAAUUACCUGCUUCUUGAAGAGCCGAUCAGGAUGGCUUCAAUUCUUGAGCCAUCUAAGCCUAAUUUCUUCCCAGCAAUGACAAAGAUAAUUGGUACACUAGGCCCGAAUUCGCGGUCCGUGGAGGUUAUUUCUGGGUGUCUUAAGGCUGGAAUGUCUGUUGCGCGAUUUGAUUUUUCAUGGGGCGAUGCUGAAUUUCACCAAGAAACACUAGAGAAUUUGAAAGUGGCCAUCAAGACGACGAAAAAACUCUGUGCAGUUAUGCUUGAUACAGUGGGUCCAGAGCUGCUAAUUGUCAACAAAUCCGAGCAUCCUAUUACCCUCGAGGAAGAUUCCUUCAUCAUCCUGACACCUGAUCAAGAUAAAGAAGCUACUUCAAAUUUACUUCCCAUUAAUUUUAGUGGGCUAUCCAAGGCAGUGAAAAAGGGUGAUGAUAUCUUCAUUGGCCAGUACUUGUUUACUGGAAGAGAAACAACUUCAGUUUGGCUGGAGGUAUCUGAGGUGAAAGACGAGGAUGUGGUUUGUCUGAUCAAGAAUUCUGCCAUCUUGGCUGGGCCAUUGUAUACUCUACACGUCUCUCAGAUCCGUAUUGACCUUCCUACCCUCACUGAUAAAGAUAAGGAGGUUAUAAGCACAUGGGGACUCCGAAAUAAAAUAGAUUUCCUUUCACUUUCUUAUGCUCGACGUGCAGAAGAUGUUAGACAUGCACGUGAGUUUCUUUCCAAAUUGGGCGACCUGAACCAGACACAGGUUUUUGCCAAGAUUGAGAAUGUGGAGGGUUUGAUUCAUUUUGACGAGAUUCUCCAAGAAGCCGAUGGCAUAAUCCUUGCUCGUGGAAAUCUUGGAAUAGACCUCCCGCCAGAGAAGGUAUUUUUAUAUCAAAAGGAAGCUCUUUACAAAUGCAACAUAGCAGGGAAGCCAGCAAUCAUCACUCGUGUUGUGGACAGUAUGACUGACAACUUAAGACCGACUCGUGCUGAGGCGACUGAUGUUGCAAAUGCUGUACUCGAUGGUAGUGAUGCAAUUCUUUUAGGUGCGGAAACCCUGCGGGGAUUAUACCCCAUUGAGACAAUAUCAACUGUCGGAAAAAUUUGUUCCGAGGCAGAAAAGGUUUACAAUCAGGAUCUCUAUUUCAAAAAUACUGUCAAGUACGUUGGCGAACCGAUGACACACCUGGAGUCAAUAGCUUCUUCUGCAGUCCGUGCUGCUGUGAAGGUGAAGGCAUCUGUCAUCAUUUGUUUCACUUCAUCAGGACGAGCUGCAAGGCUAAUAGCUAAGUACAGACCUACCAUGCCUGUCUUAUCAGUAGUCAUUCCACGAUUGAAGACAAAUCAGCUGCAAUGGACUUUCAGUGGUGCUUUUGAGGCGCGGCAAUCCCUGAUAGUCAGAGGCCUUUUUCCCAUGCUCGCAGAUGCUCGACAUCCUGCUGAGCCCGUGAGUGCAACGAACGAGUCCGUCUUAAAGCUUGCUUUGUGUCACGGGAAGGCUGUUGGCCUCAUAAAACCGCAUGACCGUGUCGUCGUUUGUCAGAAAGUUGGUGAUGCAUCUGUAGUGAAGAUCAUUGAGCUUGAAGAUUAGAUUCUCCCCUUCUUUUCUGAAAAUCUUACAAAACAACGGAUGGUGGUAGCGUACGUUCGAUUUUGUCUAUGUUCUGGUGCUUGUCGUCUUCGGUAUGGUAUGAGAAAGAACAACAAUGUUGCAGUACUACGAAUCUACUGAAUGACAAUGUUGCACUACUAUGAAUCUACUGUUAGGAUGCUGUGAUAUGUAUGUAUGAAAAUUUACCAAGAUGAGAAAAAGUAGUUUACUUUUCCAUUAUCUUAU